Messenger RNA from Talpa occidentalis (Iberian mole), 551 nucleotides. It is a transcript of the gene SMPX, whose product is annotated as small muscle protein X-linked. Bases 242 to 502 code for a protein of 86 amino acids. Gene Ontology annotation, cellular component: costamere; M band; muscle tendon junction. The transcript has 5 exons. Lineage: Eukaryota; Metazoa; Chordata; Mammalia; Eulipotyphla; Talpidae. The record is from RefSeq and is a predicted model, not a curated record.
ACUUAGCCUUAAACUGAGUUCCCCUCCAGCCCCGAGCUGGGAGCAGCUCUCAAUACCCGGUGAGGCACGGAGCACUUGAGCUAUUUCAGCCCUAGGAAAAGCAUCGGAAUUGAGAUCGCAGCUCAGAGGAUACCAGGAGUCCCUUCGACCUUCUGAGGAGCCUUGUACUCUCGCACCUGGCUGCCUGGGACUUUCCUUAGGCAGUAAACAAAUCCAUAAGCAGGGAGAAGGCCGCGUGAAUAUGUCGAAACAGCCAGUUUCCAAUGUCAGAGCCAUCCAGGCAAAUAUCAACAUACCAAUGGGAGCCUUCCGGCCAGGAGCUGGGCAGCCCCCCAGAAGAAAAGAAUGCACUCCGGAAGUGGAGGAGGGUGCGCCUCCUGCCUCAGAUGAGGAGAAGAAGCCAAUUCCAGGAGCAAAGAAGCUUCCAGGACCUGCAGUCAACCUGUCGGAGAUCCAGAAUAUUAAAAGUGAACUGAAAUAUGUCCCCAGAGCUGAACAGUAAUUGGCAGAAAAUAGGCUUGAUGUGAAGAAUUGAAGAGGAAAAGAAUGGA